Hippocampus zosterae (dwarf seahorse) is the source of this 1907-nucleotide messenger RNA. RefSeq lists its product as uncharacterized. The record is from RefSeq and is a predicted model, not a curated record. Gene Ontology annotation, molecular function: N,N-dimethylaniline monooxygenase activity; flavin adenine dinucleotide binding; NADP binding. The transcript is spliced from 8 exons. The coding region runs from base 190 to 1842 and encodes 550 amino acids. NCBI's taxonomy places the organism in Eukaryota, Metazoa, Chordata, Actinopteri, Syngnathiformes, Syngnathidae.
GUCUGAUCAUCCAAAUACGGCAGAUUCUUGGCGAAACUUGCUUUUCAGCUCGUUGCAAUACCGAUUAGAACGUUGCGUUGUUCGGCUUCAAAAAAAGGAAGAGCGUGAUACUUUUAUUUUGAAGUCCAACAACCGGAAACAUGAGGUGUGUUUUUCCCCGCAACUUGACUUCCUGGUCAAAAGUCGCAAAUGUUUGUUUGGCUUUUACAGCGGAACGACACAGGUACGCGACGUAAACUUCAUUUCACCGCCUUAUUAGUAUCAACGGGAGCGAAAAGUUCCAUUUUGUACUGUUUUUGCUUUCGGAUCUUUCGUCCAGCUGCGACGAAGUCUCAUUUCCCUGAUGCAAUCGUCGGCCUGACGGGUUUUUUCUUGACCGAUGCGAAGUUGUUAAUAUCAACAUUCCAUGACAAGAGUAACAUGCUUUCAGUCUGUCCUUGUUGGGUUUUAGGAGCGCUUGUUGAUGAGAUUCUGGUUGGAGAUUCGGUUCUAUCCUCCUUUUCAAUGUUGUCGAGCGAUUGCAGGAGUUCCUGCCGCGGUUGCCGUGCGAUGGAAUUGCUGCGGGUGGCAGUGAUCGGCGCGGGGGCGGCGGGACUUUGCGCGGCCCGACACGUUCUGUCCAGACCGGAACGCUUCGCCCCUCCUGUCGUCUUUGAGCUCACCGCCGACGUGGGGGGAACUUGGCGCUACCAGGAGCGGGUCGGACCGGACGUACGAUGCAGCAUGUAUAAAAACCUCAGGACCAACCUUCCCAAAGAGGUGAUGAUGUUCCCGGACUUUCCGUUCGACCCGCAGCUCAACAGCUUCCUGUCGCAUCAGGAUGUGCGGCGCUACCUGGAGGACUACUGUCGACGGUACCGCAUCCGCCCCCACAUCAAGUUCCGCAGCGCAGUGGAAGAGGUGAAGCCCGUCGCGAUGACAACGGAGGACGCCGAGAACGGGACACGGACCACCUGGGAGGUGACGGCGUGCGACGCCUCGGGAUGCCGGACCACCGCCACCUUCGACGCGGUCUUUGUGUGUUCCGGGCAUUACUCGGAGCCCAACGUCCCCAGCGUGCCGGGCCUUGAGAACUUCAAAGGACGGGUUCUCCACAGUCACUCGUACAGGAGCGCCGAAGCCUUCUCGUCUCGCUCGGUGGUGGUCUUGGGAGCCAAAGCGUCGGGCGUAGACAUUUCCUUGGAGCUCGCCAAAGCGGGCGCCCAGGUGACGCUGAGUCACCGCGGUCCCCCUUUGGCGGCCGCUCUUCCGGAUGGGAUCCGCCAGUCGAGUCCGCCGGUGGCCGUCCAGGACGAUGGCAGAAUUUGCUUUCAGGACGGCUCGGUGCGCGCCGCCGACGUGCUGCUCUUUUGCACGGGCUACAACUUCAGCUUUCCUUUCCUGGACGGCGGCCGGCUGGGCUUGGAGCUGGAGGAGCAGCUGGUGGCGCCGCUCUACCGCUUCAUGAUGCCGCCCGCCUUUCCCUCGCUCGUCUUCAUCGGGCUCUGCAAGAGCAUUUGCCCCUUCGCCAACUUCCAUUGCCAGGUCCAGUUCGCGCUUGGCGCUCUGGCCGGCUCGCCGGCGCUGCCGUCGCGAGCCCAGAUGGCGGCGGAGGCGCGGCUCGCGCUGCAGAAGAAGGUAGACGGCGGUGCGGCGCGGCGCCACCUGCUGGUGAUGGGCGGGGACCAGUGGGAGUACCUCGCCGAGCUGGCCGCCGACGCCGGCUUCUCGCCGCCGUCUCCGGUCGUGCGCAGCCUCUACGAGGAAGUGUGGCGGCAGCGGGAGCUUCAGCCCGACGGCUACCGCGAGCUGAAUUACAGGCUUCUUAGUGACACCCAGUGGCAGGUGGUGGACACUGCAUAAAGCCCCGUUGCCUCGUCCCGUGCUGCGUUCCUUACCUUGAUUUUCAUUUGUUGUUCUGAUUAAAA